Messenger RNA from Penicillium waksmanii, 252 nucleotides. RefSeq lists its product as uncharacterized. The coding region runs from base 1 to 252 and encodes 83 amino acids. The record is from RefSeq and is a predicted model, not a curated record. Lineage: Eukaryota; Fungi; Ascomycota; Eurotiomycetes; Eurotiales; Aspergillaceae. The transcript is spliced from 2 exons.
AUGUCUCAAAAAUCGAAGACUUCAAUCACACACAAUUUCGAGAAAUACUCCACCAAGGAGGAUGUUGUUGCUAUGCCUCUCGAGAACAUCAACACACUCGAAGCAGCAGUCAAUUCGGAGAUCGUGGAAAAUCCUGAAAAUGCCAGAGAUUCAACCAACGUGAUCAAGUCUACUACUCCUGGAUACUCCACAAUCGGGCAAUCUGUUACUGCACACAUCCGCGGGACAAGACUGCGCUCUGGCGAGCAUUGA